Molecule: messenger RNA, 660 nt
Organism: Anarrhichthys ocellatus (wolf-eel)
Lineage: Eukaryota; Metazoa; Chordata; Actinopteri; Perciformes; Anarhichadidae
Product: iroquois-class homeodomain protein IRX-5-like
Exons: 2
Coding region: 1-660 (219 amino acids)
Biological process (GO): cell development; neuron differentiation; regulation of transcription by RNA polymerase II
Cellular component (GO): nucleus
Molecular function (GO): RNA polymerase II cis-regulatory region sequence-specific DNA binding; DNA-binding transcription factor activity, RNA polymerase II-specific
Source: RefSeq, a predicted model, not a curated record
AUGUCGUUUCCUCAGGGUUUCCUCUUCCAGCCGUCCUCCGUGUCUCUGGCUCUGCACUCGUGCCCGUCCUUCGGGUCCGGGGUCCUCUUAGGACCGAGGACGGAGGAGCUGGGUCGGUCCUCUUCGCGAUCAGCCUUCGCUCCGUACUCUGGAUCCGGGACUUCUACGGGAUUCAGCUCCCAACUUUCGAACCUCCCGUAUGGCAGCGAGCCCCGGGCCGCUGCGACCCUCAGCUCCUUUGUGAGUCCGGGCUACGACCCGUCCUCCUUGGACUACCACCCGUUCGGGGCCCUGGGCCCCUACGCUUACGGGGACGUGUCCUACAGGAAGAACGCCACGCGGGACGCCACGGCCACGCUGAAGGCCUGGCUCAACGAGCACCGCAAGAACCCCUACCCCACCAAGGGAGAGAAGAUCAUGCUGGCCAUCAUCACCAAGAUGACGCUCACGCAGGUCUCCACCUGGUUCGCCAACGCACGCCGGAGGCUGAAGAAGGAGAACAAGAUGACCUGGACCCCCCGGACCCGGAGCGAGGACGAGGAGGAAGAGGACAACAUCGACCUGGAGAGGACCGACGAGGACGAGGAGCCCCUUAAGGCCCACGAGGAGCCCCAGACCGGGACCCAGACCGGUGAGUGGAAGGAGUCACCGGAGCUCUGA